Molecule: messenger RNA, 5400 nt
Organism: Xyrichtys novacula (pearly razorfish)
Lineage: Eukaryota; Metazoa; Chordata; Actinopteri; Labriformes; Labridae
Source: the annotation of a GenBank genome assembly
AGAUAAGCAACUGCUGGCAUGAAGUGAAGGAGGAAGAAGAAAGAUCCACUGAGAGCUGAUCAGCAGCGUCUCCAGCAAUAAAGAAACAUAGAAAUGUAAAAAAAAAAAAAAACAAGUUCUGAAUCCUCCUGCAGGUCUCUGAAGAUGAAACUGAUGCAACAUUUAAUCCUGACAAGCAAAACUAAAUAAAAUGAACUUUGAUUUGGAAGAUUUUAAGUCAUAAGAUUACACUUAAACAUCUCUGGAAACUUCAUAACCUUAUAAAAUCCCUUUAGUUAGUUUCUAUACCUUGAGUGUCUUGAUCCUGAAGAGACCCAGAUAGGUCUAUGUGGUUCCAGUGAUCCCUGGACGCCACAAGAUUGGCCCUCUUGGCCAUAGUUCCUUCAGAGUCUGUUAAACAUACUGUUUAGAGGGAGAAAAACAGAGAGGAUUAGGAGCAGCAGAUUCACAAAAACACACCAGAGAAACUAUCACACUCUGCACUUACCCGAAUAAGAGAAGAGCUCAGAGUGACGAUACAGAAAAGUGAGGUGAAAUUCCUCUAGAGGAACUCUAAGAUGGAGCGAUGCUGGCAGCGGUUCUUAUUCAGCUCCUCUGCCACUUCUGUAAACACAUCAGAGAAAUGGUGGGGCAUGCAAAUGACUCGGUCAAACCUCUCAGCCCUACAAGGAAAUUCUCCUGUCUGGGUGACUUACAUCGCUUCCUGCUGCUCCUUUUAUUUCAUCCCUCUUAUUUUCGCAGGAAUUGUCCCUUAAAUACUUUUACGAGUUUAUUAAUGUCAUCAAACAAAUGUUGUGGUUUUUCAUUGAUGGGUGAUAUUGUUCAUUCUGACAUGUUUCCCUGAUAAGGACACAUAAAACGCUUUCUGUUUCAGAUGCACUAUGAUUGGCUGUCACCGGGAGCAGGUGAAACACCUCAGGCUUGUGAUAAUUCAAUUACAAACACUCUAAUCGAGCCGGCCUUUUAAAUGAGGAGCUUUUUCAGGAAGCAGAAGUUGAUAAUAGGCAAAGUUGCAGAUAGGCAAAGUGUUCCUCUUUCAGUCGUUUAAUGACAGUCUUUGUAUCCUGAGAAGGGGGAGGGGUGAGUAGCUGCUGUUUUUCUAUUAUGUAGGCUACAUUAUGAAUGUCUGGUUGUUUCCCUCAUUGUUUCUAACAAUAUAAAGUGACAAAACAUGACUAAUCCCAAACUAGCCUUACCUGACCCAGUUUGUUUGAAGAGGUGCCUGAGCGCUGCUGUAAACAGAAAUUAAAGUAUGACUUGUUUUUUCAGUAGGAUGUAAAUGGCAUGUUGGUGUUCAAGGAAAAUGGGCGUGAGACAGUCAGAUGUACGGUGGCCAACAGGGGUCAGCCAUAUGCAAUGGUCCCAAUGAUCUUCAUUAGGAGAAACACGCAGAAAAUGCAGAAAACCUUAGACUGUGUAUAGAAUGGACGCCGUCUGCCUCCUGGCUGGGCGAAACCACCCUGAGAACAGCACCCUCUGGCGGCGGGCUGCAGUAUAGGUCAUAAAUCUCGCCUCCGCCAGCCAUCCUUAUGCAACUGUGGACAAACUUUAGAAAUUUAUUACACAUACAUUUUUUUACCCCCUGGUUGCGAUGUUGACAUGUAGUUACUGUAAGUUACUGGUUUGUGCUCAAGUCCUCUUUUCUGCUGUACAGCCCCGUUUCUAAAAGCUAUCAGGGGCUUCAGAUUUUCUUUGAUUGACACCUGAUACAGCCUAUGGGCGUACGAAGAUUGCGUAGCUCACCUGGGAUAUGCUAUUUGAGCCAAGUGCCAUCACAGCGACUCUUGGCGACUCUCCCGCCAAAUGCAUACAAUGCUACUGCGCAAGUGGUUGAGUGCGUACAACGCUACUGCGCAAUGUUGGUUUGGGGAGAUGGAGAAAAAACGCUGAAUUACCGAGUUUUUCAGCUUCAAAUCCGUAUACUGGCGGGAGGCCGGACCAAUUUGUCCACUGUAUAUACAGUCUGUGCAGAAAAUAAUCAAGACACGAUGAUGAUUUUGUGGCCCCUUCUGCCCUUACUAGGUCAGGUCAUAUCAGACAUCUGGGACUUUCUGAGUUUCUCUCUCUCCCGCCUGGACCUCCAUAUGGACCAUCGCAGGAUCGGCUUUUUUAAAGGAGGGUCAAAAGAUUUCAUAAAAUUACAACAAAUGCACCAUGGAAACUCUCCAGUUUCUCCAAUUGUUGUUUGCUCUUCUGCACUUUCUCUUGUUUUGUCUUGUCUCACCUGGUCAUAAUCUGUCUUGUUCUUCUGGACAAAAUCAAAAUCUGACAUCAAAUCAAUUUAAAGGUCAUGACUGCGAUCACUCCGAUGUGACAGGCACCACAAUAGAAGAUGACGCACAAAGGUUUGUGAUGAGUAAUACCGUGAUGGGUUUCAUUUUCAAAUAGAAAAAAGCUGACCUCAAACUAAAAAAAAACUUAAACCUGACAGAUUACCUACAUCCUCCCCUGAGGCAGGAAGAAAGAAGAGCUGCAGCCCUGCUGGCUCUGUGGUGAAGAAGGACAGUCUGUUCUGAGUCUGUUGCAGUAGAUGCAUGUUAUUGAAGUCAUGUCUGCAAAUAUGUUGACGUCCGUUUUACUGACUGUCUUCUUUCUAUCAGGUGAGUUUUUCUAACUUCUGUUGAAAGUAAAUCAUGCAUCGUGAUGUCUUCUAUACAUGAAUAUUUUUUCAUUAAUCUGGUUUUCAGGUGCUCUCCCAUGUCCAUGGUCAAACCUCUUUGUGACAACACCACAGAGGAUGGAGGCCCUGAAUGGAUCUUGUUUGCAUAUCCCAUGUUCCUUUUCAGCGAGAUAUAGAGAAAGAUUUGACGGCGGCGAGACCUUUGGAGUGUGGCUCAGAAGUUACCCCAAAAUCAGUCAUGUAAUCUUCAACAGCAGCGAGACAGUUAACAGAUACCCAAUCAAACUGAUGGGGAACCUGAGGCGUAAAGAUUGCACCACUUUGUUUCUGCACGUACACAUGAAUUACUCGGAUAAAUACUUCUUCAGAGUCGAGAGUUGGCCGUUUCGGGAAACAGCUUUUUGUGAUCACCUUCAGCUGACAGUUAGAGGUAAAUCAUCUUUUUUAACUUAAUUAUAACCUGAGUUUGAUAUUCUGUUCAAAUCUGAGCUGUUAAAAUGGGAUGCUAAAGUUGACACAUUUCAGGAUCUUUGUUUUUAAUCCCACCAUCACAGUUCUUCCUGUAUUCUCUCUAUAAUGUCGGCUUGACUUGAACCUACAGACUCUCCUCCGAGCCCCAAAAUCCAGAUCUCAGGAGAUCUGACGGAGAAGUCGUCCGUCACUGUAACCUGCUCAGCUUUCACCCCCUGUCCACACUCCCCUCCCAAACUCACCUGGAAUCUCCUGAAAGACUCUCAAAGCAACAUGGUGAAAAACGCAGAUGGCACCUUUACAACUCAAAUCCAGGAGAGCAUCACUCUGACGGACAGUCAUAACGGAUUCAACAUCACCUGUUCCGCCACAUAUCCUGUAAAUGAAGGAACAGGUUUCAAGUCAGCAGAGGAGACGAGGACUCUCAGAGUUUCAUGUAAGCAAACGUGACUCUUUUAGAUCCUGGGCACGAGGAUUAGUGAUUUUUUUGAUGAAAUUUGUUUUUUAAUUUUUCCCCAGAUGCUCCUAAAGACACCUCAGCGUCCAUCAGUCCAUCAGAUGUGAGGACAGCAGGCGCCACGGUUAACCUGACCUGCUCCAGCAGAGCCAAACCUUCAGUCAGGAACUUCACCUGGUUCAAGUUCAGCCCAGAUGGACCUUUGGUUGUAUCUGAAGGAGAGUUUUACAUCUUCAAUAUAACAGAGGGAGGAGUUUAUUACUGUGUGGCCAGGAAUGAUCUAGGUACGCAAAUAUCACCUGGGACACAACUGAAUGAAGGUAGAGAAACCAUCUCUUUGUUGUGGAUUUUGCGGAUGACUGUUUUUGGAUUCAACUGUGAAAUUUUAUUGUUGAAUUAAGUUUGUCAUAUUCAAGAAACUCAUCAUGAUGCUAACUCUACAAUGGAAAAAAAAUGCUUUGUAACUGGGUCACUUCAACCACAAGGUUUCAUGUUAGACGUUUCCUUUUGAGCCUCAGAGAUGGCCACUUACAUAUGAAGUUACCACAAGAUUUAAAGUGCAGGAUGUCUCAGAGACAUUAUACUUUCCAUGAUGCAUCAGGUGACCACACUCUCUCUUACAGGUAAUCCAGAGUUUGGGGUUAUUGUCCAUGUCACAGUGAAGAUUCUGGGAAUAGUCACUUUGUGCACAGCAGUCAUCAUCUUCGAGUGGUGAGAUGAUCAUUUGCAGAUUCGUUCUCCUGAGAGUUCGUGUUUAUUACGUUUUUGUUUAUUUAUCCCUUCUCCUCUUCUUUUAGUUGGUUUCGGUCAAGAUGCCGCAACAAGCCAGUAAAAGGUGAGAUGCUGAUGAGGACAGAUAAUAAUUCUUGAAACUAUAAAAGGACUUAAAGCUAGCAUGACAACAAAGUAAAGUAUUUUCUUUGAUUACAUUUCUUUAAAGAGGGGGGAUCAUGCUUUUCCACAUUUACAACAAAAACUGCAAAGUUAUAAAGUUUGGUGGCCAUACUACAUGCAUGCAAAGUUUUACAUCACAAGGUAAACAUAUUUUGUCACAGCCUGAGAAAGUGGAAGUAAACUCCUCAAAUUUCGGACCAACACUCAAAAAUGCGAGACUGUAGUUUAUGUGCGAGAUUUAUGUAAGUCUGACGAAGGAAUUAUAGACUCUUCUUACUGGUUGAUGUGCUUCCAGCAAAGCGGAACAGCCUGCCUCCAAAAAUGUAAAGAGACAGCAGCAAAAACCAAGCAUUUCAGACGGAGGCUGAUACGAUGAUAUUUUAGUACACUACUAUGAGAAAGGGUUUAAGGGGUAUUUUUUUAAUCUGAAAAUCUUCAGAUUUAAAGCUAUUAAAAUGUAUCAGAAAGGAAAUACAGUGUCUGAAAAAGAAUGCAUGAUGCCCCCCUUUAACACAGAAAAAAAGUGAAGAGAAUUGACACUGUUGUCUCUCUUUGUGUUGUUUUGUUUUCACAGUGCACAGCAGAAUAAGAGACAGUCAACAGUGACUGACUUUACGGAGAAGAAGACUACAUAUCCUUCGUCACUCUCUUCCAGUUUAGCAGUAUUUACUGGUGCUGAUAUGUUAGAUGCACUGAGUAAAAUGCACAGAGGACAUUUCUUUCAAACUGCAUCUUUAUUGUUAAAUUGUAAAAUAGUUGUUGUACCUAUUGUUGUUUUUUAAUGUAAAAAUGCUGAUAUUAAAUUGGCUGUGACUUGGGACCCACAGAAUUGUUUCUCACGAGUAUAUUUGCUAAAAAAGCAAACAGCCUUGAACUUUGUUUUGAAAGCUGUCACUUGUUUUUGUAUAUUUUCUUCAAUCAAACUUGUAAAUUCAAUGAUUUGUAAUUUCUUUUUAAA